AGCAGCACAUCACAGCAAGACUACAGCAAGAGCCUCCAGUCAAAACGAAGAAGGGAGCCAAAGCUGCAGCAAAAUCCAACAUCAGAGGAGAAUCAUUUUGGCUUUUUUUUUUAAGUUUGUUUCUUUUGGUCUGAGUCCUUGCUGACUGCAAACUCUUAGUAAAUAUUUUUGUUAUAUUUUGCGCCAGCCUACAGUAGAUCUCACCAUGAGAUGCUGUACUUUACUUGUGUGUUUACUUUUGGGCAUAAGCACACAAAACGGAUGGAGCCUUCCCCUGAAGUCCGUCUUUGUCACCUUUCCAGGAGACAUUCCCAAAAACAUGACUGAUUCGGAGCUGGCAGAAAAUUACCUAAAGAACUUCGGCUACAUGAAUACUGUGGAACGCAGUGGCUUCCAGUCUAUGGUGUCCACCUCCAAGGCUCUGAAGAGGAUGCAGAAUCAGCUGGGGCUGGAGGAGACUGGGGUGCUGGAUAAAGAAACCCUGGAUGCUAUGAAAAAACCUCGCUGCGGAGUUCCUGAUGUGGCCAACUAUCAAACCUUUGCAGGAGACCUCAAGUGGGACCACAACGAUGUUACUUAUAGGAUCCUUAACUAUUCCCCAGACAUGGAUAGCGCUAUCAUUGACGAUGCUUUUGCCAGAGCGUUUAAGGUGUGGAGUGAUGUGACCCCUCUGACUUUUACCCGUCUCUAUGACGGCACGGCUGACAUCAUGAUAUCGUUUGGGAAAAAGGACCACGGAGACCCCUACCCAUUUGAUGGUAAGGAUGGCCUUCUAGCCCAUGCCUACCCCCCUGGUGAGGGUAUUCAGGGAGACGCCCACUUCGACGAUGAUGAGUUCUGGACCUUGGGGAAAGGAGCAGUUGUGAAGACUCACUUUGGAAAUGCGAAUGGCGCCACGUGCCACUUUCCCUUCAGUUUUGAGGGCAAAUCAUACUCCACCUGCACCACAGAGGGCCGCACAGACAAUCUGCCAUGGUGUUCCACCACAGCUGACUACGACAAGGACAAGAAAUAUGGCUUCUGCCCAAGUGAACUUCUAUACACUUUUGAUGGAAAUGCUGGUGGAGCUCCAUGUGUUUUCCCUUUCACCUUUCUGGGGGAAGAGUAUGACAGCUGUACCACAGAGGGCCGCAGUGAUGGUUACCGCUGGUGUGCCACCACAGGCAACUUUGACCAGGAUAAGAAAUAUGGAUUCUGUCCCAGUCGUGAUAUAGCUGUAAUUGGUGGAAAUUCUGAGGGAGAUCCCUGCCACUUCCCCUUUGUGUUCCUGGGUAAGGAGUAUCACUCAUGCACAAGUGAGGGACGAGGAGAUGGCAAGCUGUGGUGCAGCACCACUGACAGCUAUGAUGAUGACCAGAAAUGGGGCUUCUGUCCUGACCAGGGUUAUAGUCUGUUCCUGGUGGCUGCCCACGAAUUUGGACAUGCGCUUGGCCUGGAUCACUCCAACAUUAGAGAAGCUCUCAUGUACCCCAUGUACAGCUAUGCUGAAGACUUCUCCUUGCAUAGCGAUGACAUUAGCGGCAUUCAGUAUCUCUAUGGAAGUAGAACUGGCCCUGUGCCCACCCCACCUAACCCCAACCCCCCUACCGCUGAGCCCACUGAGCCCACUGAACCCACCACCACCACUACUGCAGUACCUGUGGAUCCAACCAAAGAUGCCUGCAAGCAGGACACAUUUGACACCAUCACUGUGAUUCAAGGAGAACUACAUUUCUUCAAGGAUGGACAUUACUGGAAGAUGUCCGGGAGCAGCAAUGCAGGGCCCUUUUCUAUUUCUAACAAGUGGCCUGCUCUUCCAGCUGUCAUCGACUCUGCCUUUGAGGACAGUCUGACAAAGAAAUUGUACUUCUUCUCAGGGAGCAAAUUCUGGGUUUACACAGGACAGAAUGUUCUGGGUCCCCGCAGCAUUGAGAAACUAGGCCUGCCCAACAACAUUCAGAAAGUGGAGGGAGCUCUGCAGAGGGGGAAAAGCAAAGUGCUGCUCUUCAGUGGGGAGAACUUCUGGAGGCUGGAUGUGAAGGCCCAGACAAUUGACAAGGGCUAUCCAAAGUUUACUGAUGUUGUCUUUGGUGGUAUCCCCAGUGAUGCUCAUGAUGUAUUCCAGUACCAAGGUCACACUUACUUCUGCCGGGAUCGCUUCUACUGGCGUAUGAAUUCCCGCAGGCAGGUGGACCGUGUUGGCUAUGUCAAAUAUGACCUGCUCAAGUGCUCAUCAGACACCCGCUACUGAAUACACACAUACUGAGCUGGGAAUUGUAAUGUGGUGGUACCCAUUUCUCCCAGCUGCUGUCUGGCAGAAUGUGACAGUGUUUUUGUGUAGCACCUGCUGUGCUGAUUUACGUGCUUUCUGGGAUGUGAAUAAUUGUCUUUCGGUCAUACUGGUUAUAAAACAUGUAGCGCCGGCCUAAAAAUGUGCCAAAGUCCCAGUACACUAGAGCAAAUUGCAAUGUUUGGCACUGCCUUCCCUCAGUCUGAUUGUCUGUGAACUGAUGGUUAUGGUGGCCUAUAAC
Pundamilia nyererei is the source of this 2510-nucleotide messenger RNA. It is a transcript of the gene mmp9, whose product is annotated as matrix metallopeptidase 9. Gene Ontology annotation, cellular component: extracellular matrix. The record is from RefSeq and is a predicted model, not a curated record. The coding region runs from base 206 to 2230 and encodes 674 amino acids. NCBI's taxonomy places the organism in Eukaryota, Metazoa, Chordata, Actinopteri, Cichliformes, Cichlidae. The transcript is spliced from 13 exons. Gene Ontology annotation, molecular function: metalloendopeptidase activity; zinc ion binding. Gene Ontology annotation, biological process: proteolysis; extracellular matrix organization; collagen catabolic process.